AUGGAGGAGGUGGAAGAUAAACAUGGGAUAAUGUGACACAAACUACAGCAAUGUCGUCUGCUAAACCAAAGCGAUUUACCCUCAGGGGUGUACUGGAUGGACUUCGGUCCUCUGUCAGUACACCACCAAAAAAUGAGAUGGAAAUUGAGGAGACGUUACGGUCAGAACAUUUCCAAGUCUGCAAGACCGUCAGAUAUGGCUUCCCAUUCCAGCCAACUUCUGUCGCUUUUGAUCCAGUUCAACAUAUUUUAGCUAUUGGAACAAAAACUGGGUCAUUGCGAAUAUUAGGUAGACCGGGAGUGGACAGCCACUGUAUGCAUGAUGCAGAAGUUGCAAUCACACAAAUAUUAUUUCUUGUUAAUGAGGGUGCUCUUGUGACGGUUUGCUCAGACGACAGUCUUCACUUAUGGAAUUUCCGCCAAAAAAGGCCUGAGAUUGUACAUUCACUAAAGUUUCAAAGAGAAAGAAUCACUUUUUGUCACCUGCCCUUCCAGAGCAAGUGGCUGUACAUAGGAACAGAACGAGGAAAUGUGCAUGUUGUAAACAUAGAGUCUUUCAUUCUUUCCGGAUAUGUUAUCAACUGGAACAAAGCAAUUGAGCUAUCUAGGAAAACACAUCCUGGUCCCAUAGUACAUCUAAGUGACAACCCUAUGGAUCCCAACAAGCUCCUAAUAGGUUUUGAAUCUGGAACCAUCGUCUUUUGGGACCUUAAAAACAAGAUAGCUGAAAGUCGAUACAGUUCCCCUGAGGCGUUGCGGUCAGUUACCUGGCACCAUGAAGGGAAACAGUUCAUGUGUAGUCACUCAGAUGGCAGUCUUACGACAUGGAAUUUUAAAAUAGUACAGAAACCGAUCAAUGUCAUGUACCCACAUGCCAAAUUUGGCAAGGAUGGUAAACCGGAUCCUUGUAAACCAAUCACACGAGUUGACUGGAAGUCUAUUAGAAAUGGUGAGCCGUUGGUGAUAUUUUCUGGUGGGAUGUCGUACGACCGUGCAGGACGUACUCCCAGCAUCACAGUCAUGAAUGGGAAGAGUACCACGGUACUAGAGAUGGAACACAACGUUGUGGAUUUUGUUGUUCUAUCGGAAACUCCCUGGGCUAAUGCAGAUUUCAAUGAACCCUAUGCCAUAGUGGUGCUGCUGCAAAAUGACCUCGUAGUGGUGGACCUCACCUCGCCAGGGUACCCGUGUUUUGAGAACCCGUACCCAAUGGACCUGCAUGAGUCUCCAGUGACGGCCUGUCAGUAUUACGCAGACUGUCCGCACGAUCUCAUCCCCGCGCUCUACUCUGUCGGACUCAAACAGAAGAAGAGUGGCUUCAGUGAAAAGAGGUGGCCGAUACAAGGUGGAGAAUGGGGAACGACAGCUUGUAGUUACCCAGAAAUUAUCAUUACUGGUCAUGCUGAUGGAUCAGUAAAGUUCUGGGAUGCUUCAGCAGUGAUGUUGCAGGUCCUCUACAAAUUAAAAACUGCCAAAAUGUUUGACAAACCGAAAAAGUCACAGGAUGGACAAGAUGACGACCCGUUUGCCAUCCAGAUAAUCUACUUGUUACAGGACAGUCGCAUGAUGUGUAUCGCUGGUGCUACGCAUUGCAUCUUGUUUCGCUUCAGCAAGCAAGAAGCAAACAUUGAAAUCCCAGUUUUAGAGGUGUCUAUAGUGUAUGAGAUUUACGAUGAGCUGGAUUCUCCGGAGUAUGAGUACCCUAGACCAAGUUUGGCUGUAGCGUCCCAGCAGAGUAGCAGUAUGGGGUCCUAUUCCAGCAACGCGUCAGACCCAACCAAACAGACAGAAAGCACAUCAAUAAAAGUGAAAACAAAAGGAUGGAAAUGGAGUUCAGGUUUUCAGCCCGAAUUGGUCUGUAUGCUGAACCUUGUGGAUGGGGAUCCGGCUGCCAACAUCACUAGCAUUUCCGUAAACUCCACUUAUGGAUUGUUAGCAUUUGGCAAUGAAUCGGGAUUAGCCAUUAUAGAUUAUAUACAGAAAACUUGCCUCUUGAAUCUGGGUACUCCAGAUUUGUAUGGGUCGAUGGAUCCAUACCAGAGAGCCCCGAGGUCACCCCGGAGUAAGAAGCCGACAAAUGCUGAAGGAUGUCCGCCAAACUCAGAGGAGUGCAAGUCCCCAACCACAGACCCUUUGUGGCCAUCACAGUGUCCUGUGAAUGGUGCGGGCCCCACUGUUCCUGUCAGCAGUCAGCCUCCGUCCAAGUGCAAACAGAACACAGAACCUCCCCCUCGGCCACCGCAGCCCAUUGGCUUGCCAUCAGUAAACAACAAACAUGUAAAAUCAUCAAGCACUCCAAGCUCUCCUAGUGUGAAACCCGAGGAGGAAAGCUUCACAUCGUAUGAGAUUAUUGAACUUACACAACCUCCAUCUCCGGACGUGCUUGUUUCAGACAGUAGCGACUGUAUAUCGGCUUCUAAAAGAUCUAGUCAGAACGAUGACAGUUCCAACAUUACCUCAAGUAAAUCCACUGCUUCUUCAAAACGACCUGCUGGCAUGCAGUCGGUAAAGACCAAGGAGAGACUGAUUAAAAAGACUCGUUCCGCUGACCUGUUUCAUGUCCCCAAGUGUGUGGAAUCUCGUUUACAAGAACAACACCAACAUAAGCUCAGAAAAGCGGCCUCUAACCCAGACCUGAAUGAUAUGGGUGACAAACAGACUUUCGUUAAAUUGCCUAAAAGCCGGCAGAUGAAGAAGACAGUGGUCAAACGGGUUGACGAUAAUGUCCAUGUAGCAGAUGUCCAGCGUCUGUUUCCGGAAGAUGCUGUUCCCUGUGACCGAUUGAAUGAGAUCUCCCGAGACCUCGAUGGUCCACAGAGCAAAGGACUGCUGCGUAGAAUGAGCACAACUAUUAAAUCUCUGCGGAAAUCGAGCAAAAACAGCGACAAUGAUGAAGAGCGGAAAAAUGUAAAAGAUCAUUGCAAUGUUUGGAGAAAACAUUCUAAUGUGGAAAUGUUAGAUUUGCGGGAAGACAAUAAGAAGCGAAAUUCUGGAAUUGUUGACUUUCUGUAUGGAAUGAAAUUAGAUCGGAAUGAAGGGACGUCGUUCUCGCGCUCCCGCAGCUCCAGUAUGUCCAGUCUGGAGAACGUCACCAAGGAAGCGAUUCAGUCCUUAACGUUUGCUGAUUCAUACACCAGGAAAACAGACAACUUCACCUGCCCAUGUCUAUGGGUUGGCACUAGUCUGGGAUCUGUUAUUGUGAUAGUGCUCAAUUUACCCCCCUCAGGAGAACAAAGAGUUAGUCAGCCUGUUAUAGUGUCACCUAGUGGUACAAUAUUUCGUUUAAAAGGAGCGAUAUUAGCCAUGUCUUUUUUGGAUUGUAACGGAGUGUUGAUACAAGCGUCGUCGGAGGCAUGGAAAGAGGCUCGAGACAACAAAGAGAUGAAUGAAAAACCUCCCAAGCUUAAAGUGAGCCUUCUGGACAUGAGAGCAGGAGGUCAAAUGUCGACGGCGGGCAAACCACGGAUCUCUCCCACAUCAUCAACUGAGGUGAAUGACAGACAGUUUGCUAUUAUCUGCUCGGAAAAACAAGCACGGGUGAUGUCUCUUCCUUCCCAAACCUGUGCAUAUAAAGUGAAAAUCACAGAAACCUCUUUUGUGAUCCGUGCUGAAGUUGUUUCCAUUAGAGAGAGUGUUUGUCUUAUGUGUUACGUUGCCAAUGGUCAUAUCAUGGCUUUUAGUCUACCGAGUUUGAAGCCACUAUGUGAUGUCACCUUCCUACCACUCACAGACUAUAGAAUGGCUAGGACGUUUAACUUCAGUAACAAUGGCCAUGCAAUGUUUCUGUGCUCUCCAACAGAACUGCAAAAGAUUACUUAUUCUGCUGAUAUUAGUGAAACUUUAAACGACAUGCUUGGAGAUUUAUUUUUGGCAUGUGAUACCCCAGAAGCACCAAAACAAAGUUUUUUCAAAAACCUGUUUAGUGGCGGACAAGCCAUAUUUGACAGGGAAGAACUAUUUGGUGAGUCCAGUGGCAAGGCAUCGAAAGGCUUGGCUAAACAUAUUCCUGGCAGUGGUUUACAACACCUGCAGGGCCAGAGUGGCUCGGCUGCAGGAGAGGUGGCCAGGGCUCGACAGGUGAUGGUUGAACGCGGAGAGAAGCUAGGUGACCUUGGUGACAAGACGGAACAGAUGAUGACCCAGGCAGAAAGCUUUGCACAGGCAGCUCACCAAAUCAUGACCAAGUACAGGGACAAGAAGUGGUACCAGUUUUAGGCUGAAGCUAGCUUUCCUUGUGAUGCACCUGUAGCACGUGUUUGAUAGUUGUCACUCUGUCGGUGGCUGUUGUGGUCCCUUGUAGCACGUCUGGGCCUCAAUGCAGAGCCCAUUCCUCGGAGCGUUCACCGAUAUACUCGGGUGUUCUGCUGAUAGAGCCGCAGGGCAGAGCGCAGUGACGCAGGGAGAGACUGACGGGCUGAACAUGGCUGAACAAAUACCUCUAGGCUAAGAGAUGUUUACUGCUCAAACUUGUGUGAUUCCUCUUUGUUUUGUCAUUGACACAAAUGAUAAAAGAAUUGUGAUCCGAACCUCUUCUUGUUGCUGAAAUAUUGAACUGUCAUUACUGCAUAAUUAUCAUGUAAAUUGUAUAGAAUGUAUAUUAUAAAAAAAAAAGAUUUACGUUUACUUUUGUAAUUAUUGUAUAUCAUUCAACACUGAUUUAGGAUAGACUCAUUUUCAAUCCUGGAUUGUAUUGGUAUGUUGUCAUCUGACUGAUGAUGUGUUAUAUAUUUUCUCUUUUUUAAUACUUUGUGAUUGUAGACAUACUUAUUGGAUCACCCUAGGAUCCACUUGUCGUUUAUGAAGGUGGAGGAGUAAAGUGCAAUAUUUGAAAGGAAACAGGUGAUGUGACAUUCAUGCGUUUUUCUGAUUAUGUGACAAAUAUGCGAAACUGUUCUUGAAUGACCUAUUAAUUAUUCAUUAUCUGGAGAA
Gigantopelta aegis is the source of this 4928-nucleotide messenger RNA. Its product is annotated as syntaxin-binding protein 5-like. Bases 51 to 4214 code for a protein of 1387 amino acids. Gene Ontology annotation, biological process: regulation of protein secretion; regulation of exocytosis. The record is from RefSeq and is a predicted model, not a curated record. Gene Ontology annotation, molecular function: syntaxin binding; myosin II binding; GTPase activator activity. Gene Ontology annotation, cellular component: cytoplasm; SNARE complex; plasma membrane. Lineage: Eukaryota; Metazoa; Mollusca; Gastropoda; Neomphalida; Peltospiridae. The transcript is spliced from 31 exons.